AUGGAGUUCCUGAGGGAGAUGCCAGAGAAUUCUCACUUAUUGUGUGGUAAUCAUGCCUCCUCUCUUGUGACUCUCUUAGCCCUAAGAAACUUACUCACCUUCUGUGUUUUCCUCCUCCCAGCAGAACCGUACUUUCUCCUCAAGUGUGUGUUCCUAGGACCCUCAUUGGAUAACUCACCUUCCUCAGACUCGGAAAGAACUUACCUUUGGUCUCCCUCAAAAGAUCCUCCUCACUCUUUCCUCUCUGUUGCACCCUGUACCACCCCUUGCCUGUCCACCCUUCUACACCAGCUUUUGGACAAAACCAUUGUUACACACAGAGCCUUCCUGGCACACAGCCUUUCUGCCAACCUCAGCCUCCACAGAUGCAGAUGCUUCCCUUGUUCUCAAAUCCAACCUCAGCCUCCAAAGACUUCCCUGAAGUUCCCUGACCAGACAAUGUUCCCCACUCCUCAUUACUGGUGGCUGGUGCCUUUUCCAGCUGUCCACUGUUCCAUCAGUGGACACAGAGUGGGGUACAGCUUGGUCACCAGGUCACCAGGCCAUCAGAGGACACUUUGUAAUCAGGCAGAUGGGUCGAAGGAAAAAGAUCGUGCAGACCCUGGAAUUGAUUAACUUUAAAACAUUUUAACAAAAAUUAAAGACUGACCUUCAUGAAGAAACUAUUCACUGCAUUUGUUUUACUUUAGUGCACCAGUCAGAAC
This is a messenger RNA of Girardinichthys multiradiatus, 704 nucleotides long. RefSeq lists its product as uncharacterized. The transcript has 4 exons. The coding region runs from base 1 to 615 and encodes 204 amino acids. Lineage: Eukaryota; Metazoa; Chordata; Actinopteri; Cyprinodontiformes; Goodeidae. The record is from RefSeq and is a predicted model, not a curated record.